Protopterus annectens (West African lungfish) is the source of this 630-nucleotide messenger RNA. RefSeq names its product MLX interacting protein like (gene MLXIPL). Lineage: Eukaryota; Metazoa; Chordata; Ceratodontiformes; Protopteridae. The coding region runs from base 100 to 630 and encodes 176 amino acids. The transcript has 4 exons. Gene Ontology annotation, cellular component: nucleus. The record is from RefSeq and is a predicted model, not a curated record. Gene Ontology annotation, biological process: regulation of transcription by RNA polymerase II. Gene Ontology annotation, molecular function: DNA-binding transcription factor activity, RNA polymerase II-specific; protein dimerization activity; RNA polymerase II cis-regulatory region sequence-specific DNA binding.
ACAUAUUGUAAAAUGUAAGCAUUACAAUUAAGAAAGUACAUGCUCUCCUAUUAAUUCUGUUUAUACCUAUAUGUGCACACAGAUAAACAUGAACCAGCCAUGGACCAUUCUUCUCAGCUAAAUAGUCAUCAGCUGACACCUGGAAUCACCUCGUCCAGUGGAAUUCCUGACUUUCACUGCAACAGCACUGCAAGACUGUCUCAAUCAAACUUGUUUAACUCAUCAGCACUACCAUUAUCUAGUUGUCCUCACUCUGGUGCAGUGUCUCUGCAUAACAGUCCUCCCAAUUCAGUGCCCACUCCACUGCUGACACCUACAUCAGGACCAUCACCUACAGGACCACUGGUCAUUCCCAAGAGAGAAAAACUAUCCCCAGUAUCAACCUGUGUGAAUAGCAGACGGAACUCAGGACUAAUUUCACCAGCACAUUCAACAGCACAAAGCCACAGUCCCCAGUCACCGCACUCCACCCCAAAUAGAAGCAAGUUGGAUCUCACUAAGACAGAAACCCGAAGAAUUACUCACAUCUCUGCAGAACAGAAGAGGAGAUUUAAUAUCAAGCUAGGAUUUGAUACUUUACACAACUUUGUCACCAGUUUAAGUCCUCAGCCCAGCAUCAAGGUAAUGUAA